AUGGAUUUCAGAAUCAGCAAGGAUCAAUUUGAAAUGUUAAUUGGAUUAAGAUCUAGUGGUCUUCCCUUGGCACCAAAAAGUAAAAAAUGGAUGGACAAAGUUGAUCUAGCAGUUGUGUUACAAGAUGUGUUGACAAACAAAGGAAUAGAAAACAAUGGCAUAGAUCCAAACAAGUUUCACAAUAUUUUAUUCUCGGAGUACACACAUUUAAUUAUAAUUUUAACAUAUAUGGGUUGGAUUGGAAAACAAGAGGAGUUUGGCAUCUAG
This is a messenger RNA of Entrophospora candida, 267 nucleotides long. Lineage: Eukaryota; Fungi; Glomeromycota; Glomeromycetes; Entrophosporales; Entrophosporaceae. The record is from the annotation of a GenBank genome assembly.